AUGUUUCGACCCUAUGAACAUGGAUGUAAACAGUACAAACCUACUCUCAGGGUGAACUUUCGGGAUGAAAGCAUUAGUAAUUGUAUUUCAGCUUGUCUGUUGUGCAUUAUCUCUUACGAUUUGCCUAUGUGUGUUUUUCACUCACUGGCGUGCAUUAACCAAUUUUUUUGUUUUAUUUCAAUUGGGGUAUUGAUCAAACAAAAUCCUUGCCUUCUUGUGCCUUUUCUGACGUUACAGUUAAUAUUCAUGACGACUCUCGGUUUACUAGUUGUUGUAUGGUGGAUAGCAACUUUGCUAGCGUCAUUCGAUCUGGUUCAUUACAGGAGUCCAUUUGAAGCGCUAACGAAUUGCGAAUUUUUCGUUGCGGCUGGAAUAGUACUUUUGCUUCUGUUCAUCGUAUGGUCAAAAAUCUCACUUAUUCUCUAUCACGGUUAUACACGAACCGAAAGAGAAGCACGUUAUCGACGACAAAUCUCAUCCGGUUAUCAAAUGUCUAGGAGUAAUACAUUUCCUCCAACACUUGUAUAA
This is a messenger RNA of Cooperia oncophora, 528 nucleotides long. The record is from the annotation of a GenBank genome assembly. NCBI's taxonomy places the organism in Eukaryota, Metazoa, Nematoda, Chromadorea, Rhabditida, Trichostrongylidae.